Episyrphus balteatus (marmalade hoverfly) is the source of this 1826-nucleotide messenger RNA. RefSeq names its product homeobox protein Nkx-2.1 (gene scro). Gene Ontology annotation, molecular function: DNA-binding transcription factor activity, RNA polymerase II-specific; RNA polymerase II cis-regulatory region sequence-specific DNA binding. Bases 100 to 1542 code for a protein of 480 amino acids. Gene Ontology annotation, cellular component: nucleus. The transcript has 6 exons. The record is from RefSeq and is a predicted model, not a curated record. Gene Ontology annotation, biological process: cell differentiation; regulation of transcription by RNA polymerase II. NCBI's taxonomy places the organism in Eukaryota, Metazoa, Arthropoda, Insecta, Diptera, Syrphidae.
CGAGUGUUAAAAAAAAAACAAAAAAAAAAUAUAAAUUUCUUUUUUUGAUGAAAAAUCACGCUUAUAAUUGUGCUUUUUUAAAAAUAAUAAUAAACGCGUAUGUCAUCAGCCACACUGGCCAAUAUCCAUCAGAAUAAUAAUUCUGGAGCCUUUGCGGAGGAUCCCGAACAUCACGAGGAUACCAGUAGUCUCCUAACCGAAUUAAAUGGCGUCGAUUUGGUUAUGAGUUUAUCGCCCAAAUCUGUUCAGCAGCACCAACAACAGCAACAACAACAACAACAACAGCAACAACAACAGCAAUCUGCAUUAACAUCCGUUUCGACAUCCGUAAACGCCGCCGCUGCCGCAGCCGCUGCUGCCGCCCAUCACCACCAUCACCAUCAUCAUCAUCAUAAUUUGAGCAAUCUCCAGCACUUACAAAAUCUGCACCAUCAGCAUCAGAAUACGCUUUUGAAUAGCAGUCAUUCGACGCCGUUUAGUGUGACAGACAUACUGAGUCCGAUUGAGGAAUCAUAUCGCAAGCUGGAGCUUAGCACGAAUCCUCCAUCGCCAUAUAGAUCAAACUCUAGCGGAAGUAGUAUAAAUUCACCCAGUGCUUUAGGUAGUAGCAGCAUGGCGAAUCCAUAUGCCAUGGGUCCACUCUAUCACAGUCCGGGUGUGCAAAGUUAUUGUGGACCAACUGACAACUUAUCAUUGGCCGGUCAUUAUACGGACAUGAGAAGUUCAGCUGGUUGGUAUGGUUCAACAGCUAACGAUCCACGAUUUGCAAUCUCAAGAUUAAUGGGAAGUUCAGCGGGUGGCUCAAUGGGACACAUGGGUAAUAUGGGAAGUUUAGCGGCGUGCAGUGUCAGUGACUCAAAACCAAUGCAAUUUCCGUUGGCGCAACGAAGGAAACGACGAGUGUUAUUCACACAGGCACAGGUUUACGAACUGGAGCGAAGAUUUAAACAACAACGAUAUCUGUCAGCGCCUGAACGAGAACAUUUAGCAAGUUUAAUACAUUUAACGCCGACGCAGGUGAAAAUUUGGUUUCAAAAUCAUCGAUACAAAUGUAAACGGCAAGCCAAGGAAAAAGCUAUGGCUGAACAAAAUCAACAAAAUCAGUCAGCGAGUUCACCACGACGUGUCGCUGUACCAGUUUUAGUCAAAGAUGGCAAACCAUGUUCGGGCAGUUCCAAUUCAACGCCCCAACAACAACAACAACAGCAACAACAACAGCAGCAACAACAACAAGUAGGUGGCGCCAGUAAUGGCGGUUCGACUGGCAGUGGCAGCAGUUCCGGUGGUGCAGUGACCAGUGGCAGUAAUCUGCUAACCGGUGAUGCCCCACACACCCAUUCACCGGACACAUCAUCAACACUCCUGGCCACGUACAAUGGUGCCGUAUCUGGGCACAAUGCCCAGAUGCUACAACAGCCCUGCAAUAAUUCCCUAAUGUCAAAUAGUCUGGCAAUGGCCUAUAGAAAUCAAAAUAACUUUAUGACCAAUUCACAUCAGCAGCAAUGCGGUGGCUAUUUGCCGCUGCAGGGUAGGGCUUGGUAAUAAUUAAGUGAUUGUAUCAGUUCGUUUUUUAAUUAGUUUUUUUUUUUUUCCUUUUUAAAUCAUUUUUUUAUUAAUUUUAAAAUUUUUCAAAAAUUUUUGUUAUUUUGACAAAGAAAACAAAACAAAAAAACAAAUACUCAAAAAAUACCAACACAACCAUAAACACCACUUUCGAAUUUAGACCAACUGCCGGUCGUAGUUUUGUGCUAAUUUAAUUGGCAAUAUAAUUUUUGUAUUAAAAAUUAAUUUUUAAAAUUAUCAUUAAAAAAAAAAAAACAUAAAAA